UCCAUCUGACACCGUAUCCGUGUCCCAUACACAGCGUUGCUUCAUUCAGUUUCCACUCAGUGUUGAGUGUAACAACGUCAUCAUGAAUAUUACCUUCAGCAUCUUCCUUAUCCUCCUGACAGUGUACGGAACGUCAGCGGGGAGGCGCAGCAAGCGGUCAGAGUCACAUUGCGUCCGAGCCACUGACCAUAACGGAGACGGAGUCCUCUCGCAAUCGGACGACGCUGACUGCACGCUGUACUACGAGUGUUAUGAGACCUACCACGUGGUCAAAAGGUGCCCCUGUCCCAAGGUUUGGCAACAGUCCACGGAGUCCUGCAUUGACUACUCGUGCAUGCCUGAAUCUUCCAAUAUCCCCUGCACUAUCGCUGUGACUGGGUUCGACCUCGCGCUGUACGACACGAGCGGAGGGCAUCUGCUGAACGUCGAGCCUCAGGUCUCAGCAACAGUGUUUGAUCCGUUCAUGGAUCGACUUGUAUUUGCCGGCGAGUCAACCGUGAAAGAUAGUAACUCAAACGGAACAGAGGUGGAUCUGAUAGCCGACCUAGGUAUUGAUGUCGACUAUAUGGCGAUGGGCGAGGACCUAUUUCUUGUGUCUGGCAAUAAAGUGUAUCAGCUGGAUGGAGUGAAUGCAACCACCAAGUUGCUAGUUACUGCAACCGCCCCCAUCCGUGAUAUACGUUACAAUCCAAACGACAAACAGCUGUACUACCUGGUAGGCAAUGGCGAGGAUGCCGUGUACAGCUUCAACCCAAGUGAUGACCCGAUAACUGUGUCCAGCAUCGAAGUUAACGGGCCACCCGACCACCUCGCCUUAAACGUUAAUGAGAAUGAACUGAUUUACAACACAAUCUCUGGCCUCUACAGGCAUGAGAUCGGCCACGAGGAAGGUCACGACGAGGAAGAGGGCCUGAUCAUGGCCGGUUUUCCCUAUGUAACAGCCCUUUGUGCCUACAACAACAAAAUCUAUGACAUCAGAGCCGGCAUGGUCGAAAUAAGACUGUUGGACGGGUCGUUGGAAAAGUCAUUUGGAGUCAGGUCCGCCUUCAGCAUCGAACCUUAUGGAAAGUGUUAAACGAUUUCCGUCGGCAAAAUCGGCAAAGCGAGAAGAAUGGACCGUUCACAAUGAGCUGUAACCAUCGUUUUUCCUGCAUUUGAAUAAACGUCCACCUCGUUCAGAGAG
Haliotis rufescens (red abalone) is the source of this 1183-nucleotide messenger RNA. RefSeq lists its product as uncharacterized. The coding region runs from base 83 to 1075 and encodes 330 amino acids. The record is from RefSeq and is a predicted model, not a curated record. The transcript is spliced from 8 exons. NCBI's taxonomy places the organism in Eukaryota, Metazoa, Mollusca, Gastropoda, Lepetellida, Haliotidae.